Messenger RNA from Nannizzia gypsea CBS 118893, 1281 nucleotides. Its product is annotated as 60S ribosome subunit biogenesis protein NOP53. The transcript is spliced from 3 exons. Gene Ontology annotation, molecular function: 5S rRNA binding. Lineage: Eukaryota; Fungi; Ascomycota; Eurotiomycetes; Onygenales; Arthrodermataceae. Gene Ontology annotation, biological process: rRNA processing; ribosomal large subunit assembly. The record is from RefSeq and is a predicted model, not a curated record. Bases 1 to 1281 code for a protein of 426 amino acids. Gene Ontology annotation, cellular component: nucleolus.
AUGUCGGCCACGGUGGGAGCCCCACAGCAGUAUAAACAGCCCUCUCGAAAAGGCAAGAAAGCGUGGAGGAAAAAUGUUGAUGUAACUGAAGUGCAAGAGGGGCUUGAGCUGGUUCGGGACGAAGAAAUCAAAGGAGGUGUACUGGCGGAGAAGCCAUCGGAGGAACUCUUUAUACUUGACCCUACCGGCGAUGAAGAAGUUCAGCAGAAGGUCCAAAAGAAAUACAAAUCUUUACGUGCCGAUGAGAUUAUUGCACAGCGCUCAGCUAUAGGCGCAGUUGACAGCCGUAAACGGCCGUCCAAUUCCCGGGUUACAGAUGGAAUUAUAGAGCCCAAGACAAAAAGAAGUCGAAGCGACUGGGUAACUAGAGAAGAAUGGCUACGGUUGAAAAAGGUGGCACGGGAAGCCAAACUUGAUGAAACAGCGAUCCAGCCUAGUGUUGCGCAUGACCCAUGGGCAAUGGAUGCUAAACAAGAGGAGGAAUUUUCCUUCUUGGAGAAAAAGAAGUCGAUAGUUGCCCCGAAAACUUUGUCCCAUGCCCCUAUUUCUCUAGCCGCUAAUGGCAAAGCGAUACCGUCAGUUAUAAAGCCAAGGGCAGGAACAAGUUACAACCCAUCUUUCCAGGAGUGGGAUGAGCUCCUAACAAAGGAAGGAGAGAAGGAAGUCGAAGCCGAGAAAUUACGACUAGAAGAACAGAAGCGGGAAGCGGACCGCAUCGCACGUAUCGAAGCCGCCGAAGGCGAUGAUGGGCAGAUAAAAUCUGACGAUGAAAGUGCAUGGGAAGGGUUUGAAAGCGAAUACGAAAUCGAGUCAAUAAAGAAAAAACGGCCCGAGAGGAAAACGAAGGCGCAGAGAAAUAAAAUUCUAAGGAGGAAGGAGGCGGAGAGAAAAGCAAAAGCAGAAGCCAAAAUGAAGAAACGGGGGCAGCAAGCUGCGCAAGCUAAAGCUAUCUCUAAGCAGAUUGAAGAGAAGGAGAAGGCGAAAUUGGCCGUGGCUACGGCUGAGGAGUUGUCUGAAGAUGAGGAACCCACACUCCGCAAGCGACCAUUCGGUGGCAGAAAUCCCAUACCGGCCAAGCCACUGGAGUUGGUCCUUCCAGAAGAACUUAAAGAUUCUCUCCUACUCCUCAAGCCAGAAGGGAAUUUACUAACUGACCGAUAUAGAACGUUGAUGGUGCAGGGUAAGUUAGAGGCCCGGAAUCCAAUCACACAAGCUAAAAAGGCAAAGAGAAAAGCGACGGAAAAGUGGACGUACAAGGACUUCAAAGUCCCAUCGGUUUAA